This is a messenger RNA of Oncorhynchus mykiss (rainbow trout), 2449 nucleotides long. RefSeq lists its product as uncharacterized. NCBI's taxonomy places the organism in Eukaryota, Metazoa, Chordata, Actinopteri, Salmoniformes, Salmonidae. The record is from RefSeq and is a predicted model, not a curated record.
GUCAGAAUGGAACCUGUACUGGUGAGUGGACGUGUACUGUGACCUCAACAUUUUGUGUGUAUCAGCUGAUCCCGGAUACAUGCAGAUAUGGAACGUGUGGUGGAGAUGGCAAAUAACGGUGGUUUCUCCCUCGCCGGCCCCUCCACCACUCCCCGCAAGCGACAGGUGCGAUUCUCCGCCCGCCACGACAUCCUGCUGCUCCGUGAGGUCAUUGCUCAGAACCCGUUCUGUUCCAAGGAGUCGGGUCGUAUCUGGGCCCGUGUCGGGGAGAUCAUCACAGCUGCCCUGCAGGACGAGAGCUUUGAGGUGGACGCCCGGCGUUGCAGGGAGAGGACCAUGCUGCUGCUGGACUACUACAAGAAGCAGGACUUCCCCAGCCUACGCAGGUUUGGGACAGAGAGGCUGUAUGCCCAGAAAGAAGACCUACUCCAUGAGGUGUUGGAGCUGGAGGCAGAGAAGGGUCUUCUGGCCAGCGGGGAGAGUAAGUACCAGGAUGAGGAACUCAGGAAACGAGCCUUGGAAGAGCUGGCUAGUCAACCAGAGCAGGACAAACCCAUCAUUAUCUCCACACAAACAGGACAACCCAAAGUCCCCAUGACCCCAGAGCCCGAGGAGCAGCAGGAGAACCUGGCGGAGCUCUCGCUAGUCUCGGCGGCGCCCAUGGCCAAGCAGCCUUGCCAAUGCUGCUGCCAGACCUACUCAGAGAUCCUCAGCUUCCUGGAGAAGCGCUCGGAGGCGGAACAACGACUGCGGGAGGAGGAGUUAUUGCUGAGGAGGGAGGAGCUAGAGAUCCAGAGGAGUAAGAUCACUCUGGAGAGAGAGAGGCUGGGGGCGGAGAGGAAGGAGAGGGAGAGGAGGUUCGAGCUGGAGAGCCAGGAAAGACAGGUCAUAUUGGACCUGCUAAAGGAGAAGGUGCUCAAAGGAUGAGAGGAUUGAUGGGGUGGUGGUGGAGGGGGGCAGGUGAGGGGCUGAAGGGACCAAAGGUGUAUGGUGUGGAUGUAACAGUAUAACUUCUGUCCCCUCACCCCUACCUGGGCUCGAACCAGGGACCCUCUGCACACAUCAACAACUGACACCCACGAAGCAUCGUUACCCAUCGCUCCACAAAAGCCGCAGCCCUUGCAGAGCAAGGGGAACAACUACUCCAGGUCUCAGAGAGUGACGUCACCCGAUUGAAACGCUAUUAGCGCGCACCACCGCUAACUAGCUAGCAAUUUCACAUCGGUUACAUGGACAUAACAUUAAGACGUUGGGAGGGUGGUACUACCUCUGGAUCGCACCCUCUGCCCCCUGUUCUACGCCAAUGGCCUUAGUGAAGGAAUCUGCUGUGACACCCAUAUAUAAGUGUGGAGAUCCAUGCCUAGCAUUGAGCUAAGCUGGAUGACCGCAUUCCACAAGGACACUGACAAAAAAAAUAGGUAGCACAUCCUCACACUGUACAUAUACCCACACAUUAUCUUAUUAAACAAAUCCUUUGGUGAUAGAAUAACAAGCUGUUCAUCAAGGGUAAUUUUUAUAGUGAAAAGACAAAAUUGCCAGCAAUUCUCCCAAUGUCAAUUAACUCUUUAGUCAAUUCUGACUUUGUGGUCAUUAUUAUGAAGCUGUUCCUGCUGAAAAUUCAAGAAAGUACUUACGUAACCUCCUAAUGAUAUGGGAUGACUACAAGCAAUUUUGAAACUGUAUUUGUUAAUUGAGGAAAGAGUAUAGAAAAGUUUCAUUAGGCUAGUUAGAUUUCUAGGAAAUAUGACAAAGUUGUGUAACAAUUUUUAUUUGAUUUGUAUUAUAUUAAAUUAUACAUGACGUACCGUUCCCCCUGAAAUACCACUUUUAAAGUAUUUAAAACAUAAUAUGUUACCUAGAUGUUGUUUCUUCAUAAUAACUCAUUACUUGAGCGUCUCUUUACGUCUUUUUACGCCUUCUACGUAAGGUUACUCUUUGACCUCGCGCAUAAUUGAAGUAGUCUGAGUGGUUGAAAAUUCGAACAAACCGCCCUCUGUUCCAAAGCAGCAAUCACAUUGGAUUAUUAUACUGCCAAUAUGUUAAUCGUUGGCUACCCAAUGAAAUUACUCUUAUUUUCUUUGACGCGACCUCGUUGCUACAAAGUUUACAUUAGCUACGCUAGACGCAACAUUGUAUACACUUUUUGAGAUUACACGAGUCUGCUGUAGUGUACUUUUAUUGCAAAAAUAUUUUUCCAGUUGAAGAAUUAGGUGGAGCGCGUUUUUCGUAGAGUAGCCUACAGAUCUAUGUGCGGAUGUGGAAAAACUCAGUUUUCUAGUUUGAUAGACCAGUCAUACUGCGAUCGAUAAGUAGCUGUGUUUACUUACGCCAGUUAUGUGGGUUAGCUACAUAUAGGCCGGUGUUUAUUUUAGAUUUUGUAACAUUCCUCACUCGACGUAUUUCCGUGUUCUUAAAUCCUGCAUUUAUAAAAGGAGUCGAUAUUGUCAAU